Messenger RNA from Trypanosoma theileri, 1974 nucleotides. Its product is annotated as putative Transitional endoplasmic reticulum ATPase. The record is from RefSeq and is a predicted model, not a curated record. Lineage: Eukaryota; Euglenozoa; Kinetoplastea; Trypanosomatida; Trypanosomatidae. The transcript has a single exon. Gene Ontology annotation, molecular function: ATP hydrolysis activity; ATP binding. Bases 1 to 1974 code for a protein of 657 amino acids.
AUGCUUAGGGUUCCAGCACGCUGGCGAUGCGCAUCAUCACAAGUGGCCCUCGUUCAGGUGAGUGAGGAGGAGUCUGUGGCUCUCUGUACUGUAGUGCCCUCACAGGGCGAAGCCUCAUCGUGGGAGUUGGAUGCCUCUAUUACUAUUACUCCUCAAUAUGCUGCAACAUUAACAGCACAGGAUUUUUUCCCUGUGGAAACGCAUAAUGUUUAUUUUUUAAAUGGAACUUCCAAAACAAAGAGACGUUUCGUGGAAGCACCAGUUAAUGCCAGUGAUAAAGUUUACACACUUCGUAUUCAAACACCACGAUAUACUUAUACGGCAAAGACAGUUAUUCUAGAAGGUCCACGUGUGAGUCUUCGAGGAACUUUAGACCGUCUUUUUGCUAAUUUAAUAGGUUGCUAUAUUAUUGUAAACUGUGAUAUGGAAAUGGAUGGUGGACGAUAUCAUGUUAAUUCUGUUGAACUUCAAAGUGGAUAUCGUGGUUUGGCAUUAGUAUCAUCGACUACACGUGUAAAACUAAAUCAUAAAAAUGUUAUUUCUACUCAUGAUCCUGGUAUACUUAUGGGAGUGAGUAAACAGAUAGACCAAUUCCGUACAUUAUUACAAACGAUGGAGAAUCGUCCUGGAAAUUGGAUUGGUGUCUCUCUGUAUUCUCCAGAGGGUUGUGGGGCUUUAGAGUUAAUUGAUCACUGCGUAAAUGAAUCUCAGGCAACACUUGUAAAUUGGUCUCCUACAACUAUUUGGGAACGAAAAGAAAAAUUAUGGGGUGCACGUCUUGUGGUAUUAUGUGUAUCAGCAAUGGAUAUCCUUUUCCCAUCAUCAGAGGAGUCUUUCUCCAAGUUAACACUAAGAACCCUUUUACGUGAUAUAAAUCGUUUAAUAGAAGAACAUAAUGGAGUAAAAUCUGCAGUAGUUUUAGUUGGUAUUACUUCUACUAGAACUUCUGAGGUGGUUAGUUCACUUUUUUCUACAAAGAUUACAAUUGAACUUCCAGAUGUUCACAUGCGGGCUGCUCUAUUAUCACAUGUGCGAGGUGGUGAUAAGGAAGAUUAUAUGAAUGAAGCACAUACACUUGUAGGAUAUUCUAGUACAGCAGUUCUUGAAAUUGCUCGAAAUCCUCCUCGUACUUAUAAACCUCCUAUAAAAACACUUCAUUGGUCUGAAAUUGGAGGACUUGAAGAUGUAAAAAAUCGUUUGCGUCGUGCUUUAAUUCUUCCAAGAUUACAACCAGAAGCUUUUAUUCGGUUUGGGGUUGAACCUCCUCGUGGAAUUCUUUUAUAUGGUCCCCCAGGAUGUGCAAAAACGAGUUUAGUUAAGGCAUUAUGCUCUGAAGGGUAUUUUGCUUUUAUUUAUCUUGACUCAGCAACAUUAAUUAGCGCCUAUGUUGGUGAAUCAGAAAGACUUUUACGUGAUGUUUUUCAAAAGGCUGCACAACAAAAACCAUGUAUUGUUUUCUUUGAUGAAGUAGAAGUACUUGGUGGUAAACGAGGGCUUGGUUCACGUGAUGGUGAUCAUGCACGUUUACUUUCAACUUUAUUAACUGAAAUGGAUGGAUUUGCUUCUUCAAGUGGUGUUUGUUUCGUAGGAGCUACCAAUACACCACAUUUUCUUGAUAGUGCAUUACUUCGUCCUGGACGAUUUGAUUAUUUGGUGUACGUUCCUCUUCCAACACGAGAUGAUCGUUAUCAAAUUCUACAACUUGCACUUAAGGGUACAUCAGCAGAUAUUAACAUCUUAGCUGAUGUCACAGAAGGUUUUAGUGGUGCUGAUCUCUCUUCACUUUCCUCACAGGCUCUUCUUGAGAUUUUGGAACAAGCAGAAGAAAGCAGUGUUCCUACUUGUUUGCAUGAUUCAGCCACAUUAACUGAUCUUUUUUUAACUCGUAUAAAGACAUUUCAUAAAACAACAUACGAUGUUAAGGCACUUGAAGAGUUUCACAAGGAUUGCUCUUCUUUUAGCAGCUCUAUGUGA